Molecule: messenger RNA, 867 nt
Organism: Dissoconium aciculare CBS 342.82
Lineage: Eukaryota; Fungi; Ascomycota; Dothideomycetes; Mycosphaerellales; Dissoconiaceae
Product: phosphatases II
Exons: 2
Biological process (GO): negative regulation of SCF-dependent proteasomal ubiquitin-dependent catabolic process; regulation of ERK1 and ERK2 cascade; negative regulation of protein binding
Cellular component (GO): cytoplasm; nucleoplasm
Molecular function (GO): F-box domain binding; protein tyrosine/serine/threonine phosphatase activity
Source: RefSeq, a predicted model, not a curated record
CUAUCAUACCCUCACCGAUCAGAUCACUACACAUACCGUGUGCCAACCCCGCCACGUAUCGUCGUUCCACCGCCUGCGUUGAACGCGGAUGCCAGACCGGACAUCAACUUGUCGACACAACGCAACUCUCCAUACACCUUCUUGCACAACUUCAACUACGCAAAUUUGGUCCAGUCAAAUGCACCGCUGGAAUGGAAGUAUGAAUUCCGAAGAGAAGCGCAGUCAAUCUUGCCAUACCUUGCCCUUGGGCCUAUGCUUGCUGCCAAAAAUGAGGCUCAGCUUGUCAGCAAUGGGACAACAAUGCUCGUGGGCAUCGCUCAGAAGCAACCCACGGCGAAGAGAUUGAUGACUUCGGCCCUACAAGUCGUUGAAAGAAUGGGACUAGAACAUCACCUCAUUGACGUCGCGGACAAUCAAGAUCUCAUUCACAAUUUCCCUGAGAUCACUCACCUGAUCAACACACAUCUAUUACGAACAUGGGACCAGGGUCGAGGACGUUUGGGUCAGGUGUUAGUGUUCUGUGAGUCGGGAAACGAACGUAGCGCAUGUGUGAUAGCUGCCUAUCUCAUGGAAACGCAUGAUGAUGUGGAUCAUAUCAAAGCAAUGCAGCUCUGUCAAGCACAGCGAUUCUGUGUAAACUUUGACGACAGUUCAAAGAGGCUACUUCAAGGCUAUUGGGAUAUCCUCUGCGCAAAGCGAGCUGUGGCGAAUGUAAUGCCGUCCCAAACACCCUUCGGCGGGAACGCCUCUGUGCAAUCACGACCAAAACGGACCCUGGAACGGGAUGACGACGGCGACGAUCUGAUGGAGCAGGACGAUGAUGAUCAACAACGCUUCGCCGGGCGUUCGUUUGCACCAUUUGUAGAC